This is a messenger RNA of Pipistrellus kuhlii (Kuhl's pipistrelle), 1542 nucleotides long. It is a transcript of the gene TBC1D7, whose product is annotated as TBC1 domain family member 7. Gene Ontology annotation, molecular function: GTPase activator activity. Gene Ontology annotation, biological process: negative regulation of TOR signaling; activation of GTPase activity. The transcript is spliced from 8 exons. Bases 232 to 1173 code for a protein of 313 amino acids. Lineage: Eukaryota; Metazoa; Chordata; Mammalia; Chiroptera; Vespertilionidae. The record is from RefSeq and is a predicted model, not a curated record.
GGCGGAGUCGGCGGCAGCGGCGGGUGUUUCCUGGUUGGGCCGCGCCGGACGCUGAUACCCCGCCGUUUCCCUCCGCCCCGCGGGCCCGCUCGUGCCGCUCGAGUCCCCAGGCCGCCCCCUCGUCGCCUGCCCGCCUGCCCGCCCGCCGGUCAGCGUCCCCGGCCUGCUUUCCGCGGCCUCCCCCGGGCCACCUGGUCUCAGCCCGGGUUUCCACCGCUGGAGGAAUGAAACAUGACUGAGGAUUCUCAGAGAAACUUUCGUUCAGUAUAUUAUGAGAAAGUGGGUUUUCGUGGAGUUGAAGAAAAGAAAUCAUUAGAAAUUCUCCUAAAAGAUGACCGUUUGGAUAUUGAGAAACUUUGUACUUUUAGUCAAAGGUUUCCUCUCCCGUCCAUGUACCGUGCAUUGGUGUGGAAGGUGCUUCUAGGGAUUCUGCCUCCACACCAUGAGUCCCACGCCCAGGUGAUGAUGUAUCGUAAAGAGCAGUACUCGGAUGUCCUUCAUGCCCUGAAAGUCGUUCGUUUUGUCAAUGAUGCCACACCUCAGGUUGAAGUCUAUCUCCGCAUGUAUCAGCUGGAGUCUGGAAAAUUGCCUCGAAAUCCCUCCUUCCCCCUGAAGCCAGAAGAUGAAGUGUUUCUUGCCAUUGCUAAGGCCAUGGAAGAGAUGGUGGAAGAUAGUGUCGACUGUUAUUGGAUCACCCGAUGCUUUGUGAACCAGUUGAACAAGUACCGGGACUCCCUACCCCAGCUGGCUGUAAGAGGGGGUAAUGUUAUGUCAUGGGAAGUGAGUAAUCUCUUCCUUUUUCAUCACCAGCCAAAGGCUUUUGAACAGUACUUGAAUCUGGAGGACAGCAGGCUGCUGAGUCACCUGAAGAUGUGUUCUGCAGUGUCCAGGCUGCCUUAUGAUCUCUGGUUCAAGAGGUGCUUCGCGGGGUGCUUGCCCGAAUCCAGUUUACAGAGGGUUUGGGAUAAAGUUGUAAGUGGAUCCUGCAAGAUCCUAGUUUUUGUAGCAGUGGAAAUUUUAUUAACCUUUAAACUAAAAGUAAUGGCACUGAACAAUUCAGAGAAGAUAACAAAGUUUCUGGAAAAUAUUCCUCAGGACAGCUCAGAUGCAAUUGUGAGCAAGGCCAUCGACUUGUGGCACAAACACUGUGGGACCCCAGUACAUUCAGCCUGAAUGCCGUGGACAGCACACCGGGCCUGCACUAAAUGUUCUUUGUGGGACUGGUCUAAGACGAUUGAAACAGGAUUCUUGCUUUGGUGCUCAAAGUGUAAUUGCUUUUCCAGUAAAAUCAUAUAAUGAAGAUGCCACAGCAUCUUUUGGUCACACAGAUGUACAAAGUUGCACUCCGAAUACAAUUUAGAGGUUGUUGGAGUACCUAAGCAGUUCAGUGGAUGCGGAGGGCAGGGGGUGGUGGUGUGGGGGGUAGAUGCUUUAACAAGCAUGCGUGACCACACCCUGCCCUGCUUCUUUCUAAUUAGCACCAAGCCAGUGACCUGCUAAGGUCUAUUUCUGGAAUAAAGAAUAACUUCCUUUUGUUCACAA